CUCACCUAUUAAAUUUCCAAGGCAACAAUAAAACCACAUGUGUAUUUUUCUUCUUCUCACCUACUCUUCCACACAACUACACAACAAACUCUCUCAAUGUCAUUAAUACAUAUUUAUUAUAAAGUGUUGUUAAAAUUUUCUUCUAUGCAAGCUAUCUACAAUGGAGUCAACAUUAUUUGAUCAUACAAAAAGUGGGAGAUUGUUAGCGUUUAUGAUCGUGAUAAUAACGAUUAUUAGUUAUGUUAAUGCAAACCCUAAAGUUUCUUGCUUUUUCAUAUUUGGAGAUUCUUUGGCUGAUAAUGGCAAUAACAAUAAUCUCAACACUUUGGCUAAAGUCAAUUAUAAGCCUUAUGGGAUUGACUUCAUUGAUUCUCAACCAACAGGAAGAUUCACCAAUGGAAGAACCACUGUUGAUAUUAUUGGUGAGUUUUUGGGUUUUGAGAAGUUAAUUCCAGCCUUUGCUAGUCUUGAUAAUAAUAGCUUCAAUCUAUUGAGUGGUGCUAAUUAUGCAUCUGGGGGAGCUGGGAUUCUCAGGCAAACAGGAACACAUAUGGGUGAAAAUAUUUGCUUGAAGAAACAAAUAAAGCAUCACCAAAUUAUGGUAUCAAGAAUAAGUGACAAAUUAGGGAGCAAAAAAUUAGCACAAGAGCUAUUAAACAAGUGCUUAUAUUGGGUUGAAAUUGGAAAUAAUGAUUACAUUAACAACUACUUCAUGCCUUGGAUUUAUUCUUCUGGAAAUCUUUAUACACCUCAACAAUUUGCUCUUAUUCUCAUCCACAAAUAUCGACUUCAUAUCUUGGAAUUGUACAAUUUGGGGGCAAGAAUGAUCACUUUAGUUGGAUUGGGACAAAUCGGAUGCACUCCGAAUGCAAUUCAAAUAUAUGGGACGAACAACGAUUCUUCUUCAUGUAUAAGUUACAUGAAUGACGCUGUUCAAUUAUUCAAUAAUAAACUUACAACGCUCGUAGAUGAACUUAACAGUGAUUUUACCGAUGCAAAAUUUAUUUACGUCAAUUCUUAUGAGAUAGGAUUGUCUGAAGAUCUCAUCGCUCUUGGGUUUAAGGUUUUGAAUGUUGGUUGUUGUGGUGGAGAUGAGAAUGGACAAUGUAAGCCUUUGGAGAUUCCAUGUGAGAAUAGAAGAGAUUAUGUGUUUUGGGAUUCAUUUCAUCCAACUGAGGCUUACAACUUAAUCACUGCAACUAAAAUAUAUCAAGCUUAUUAUAACAUAUCAUAUAUAGUUACCCAAUAAAUAUUAGUGAUGUUGUUCAUUUAUAUAUUUAGUUAAACCAAUUAUAUAUUGUCAUA
Cannabis sativa is the source of this 1305-nucleotide messenger RNA. RefSeq names its product GDSL esterase/lipase At1g29670. Gene Ontology annotation, molecular function: hydrolase activity, acting on ester bonds. The transcript is spliced from 5 exons. The record is from RefSeq and is a predicted model, not a curated record. Bases 161 to 1249 code for a protein of 362 amino acids. NCBI's taxonomy places the organism in Eukaryota, Viridiplantae, Streptophyta, Magnoliopsida, Rosales, Cannabaceae.